Pestalotiopsis fici W106-1 is the source of this 1611-nucleotide messenger RNA. RefSeq names its product Acetyl-CoA hydrolase. Gene Ontology annotation, molecular function: acetyl-CoA hydrolase activity; acetate CoA-transferase activity. Gene Ontology annotation, cellular component: mitochondrion. Bases 1 to 1611 code for a protein of 536 amino acids. Gene Ontology annotation, biological process: acetate metabolic process. NCBI's taxonomy places the organism in Eukaryota, Fungi, Ascomycota, Sordariomycetes, Amphisphaeriales, Sporocadaceae. The transcript is spliced from 4 exons. The record is from RefSeq and is a predicted model, not a curated record.
AUGUAUCCCACAGCUGCCCGACUGCGGAGUGUCGCCGCUCCAGCAGUGUCGGCUCUUUUGAGAGAGCGCAUCAAGCGCCCGUCCAUGCUGAACAAGCUGUGCAAACCCGAAGACCUCUUGGAGCAUUUUCCCAACGGUGCCUACAUCGGCUGGUCCGGAUUCACCGGUGUUGGAUACCCAAAGAAAGUGCCAACAUUUCUGGCAGACCAUGUCGAGAAGAACAACCUGCAGGGCCAACUGAGGUACUCGCUCUUUGUGGGAGCCUCUUCGGGAGGCGAGACGGAAAACCGCUGGGCCGGUCUAGACAUGAUCAACCGUCGUAGCCCGCAUCAAGUUGGCAAGUCGAUUGCCAAGGGUAUCAAUGAUGGAAAGAUCAACUUUUUCGACAAGCAUCUUUCCAUGUUCCCAGUCGACCUGGUUUAUGGCUGGUAUACCAAGGACCGCCCCAACAAGAACCUGGAUGUUGUGGUUGUAGAGGCGACAGACAUCAAGGAGGAUGGAAGCAUUGUGCUUGGCGCCAGUGUUGGUGCUACACCCGAGCUCAUCCAGAUGGCCGACAAGAUCAUCAUUGAGGUCAACACUUCGCUGCCGAGUUUUGAUGGACUCCACGACAUCACCCUGACAGACUUGCCCCCUCACCGCAAGCCAUACCUGAUCACCAGAGUCGAGGACAGAAUCGGCAGUACAUCCAUGCCCAUUGACCCCGAAAAGGUUGUCGGUAUCGUCGAGUCCGAUUACCAGGACAAGACUCUGCCCAACUCGCCGGCAGACGCCACUUCGGCAGCCAUUGCCACCCACCUGAUCGAGUUCUUUGAGCACGAGGUCAAGCACGGCCGCAUGCCCAAGUCGCUUCUCCCGAUCCAGUCGGGUAUCGGCAACAUUGCCAAUGCCGUCAUUGGCGGUCUUGCCGAGUCCAACUUCUGGAACCUCAAGGUCUGGACCGAGGUGAUCCAGGACACCUUCCUGGACCUUUUUGACUCGGGCCGCCUCGAGUUUGCCACGGCCACAUCGAUUCGCUUCUCGCCCGAGGGCUUCAAGCGCUUCUACGACAACUGGGAAGCCUACCACAACAAGCUCCUGCUCCGUUCGCAGCAGGUGUCCAACUCGCCCGAGAUCAUCCGCCGCCUGGGCGUCAUUGGCAUGAACACGCCAGUCGAAGUCGACAUUUACGCCCACGCCAACUCGACCUGCGUCAUGGGCAGCCGCAUGCUCAACGGCCUGGGCGGUUCGGCCGACUUCUUGCGCUCGGCAAAGUACUCCAUCAUGCACACGCCGUCGACGCGCCCGUCCAAGACGGACCCUACGGGUGUGAGCUGCAUCGUGCCCAUGUGCACGCACGUUGACCAGACGGAGCACGACCUCGACGUGGUUGUGACUGAGACUGGCCUGGCCGACGUCCGCGGCCUGUCGCCCAAGGAGCGCGCCCGCGUCAUUAUCGACAAGUGCGCCCACGCCGAUUACAAGCCCAUCCUCCAGGGCUACCUCGACAAGGCAGAGUUUGAGUGCUUGCGCAAGGGCUGGGGACACGAGCCCCACCUGCUGUUCAACAGCUUCGACCUCCACAAGGCUCUCCAGGAGGAGGGCAGCAUGAAGAAGGUCAAGAGCUGGUAA